GACAUGCGCAAAGCGCACAAAAUGAGGUCAUAAUCAUGGUGGUGUUGAAACGGUACGGUCGUCUUCUCGUAGUUGUUGUUACAAAAUAGUGAAAUAGUGAUUGAUCGCGUUCAACAUCAAAGAUUAGCUCGUGUGCACCAGCAGCCAAAAUGAUUCUCGCACACGAUUAACAAUAAAAGGAUAUUCUCCUAAACUGUGCGGGUAGUGCGUAUUGCAAACAUUCUGCGCCUUGACGUCGAUUAGCAGGAAACGAGAGGGGAAAAAAAGUUUACGUACGCGCAGAAAAUGAGUUCGACGACAGCAGCAUCGUCGAGUGCGGCCAGCGGUGGCAGUAGUGCAGCGACGAUGGCGAUAAGCCUCAACAACACCAUCCUCAGCACGGCGGCAACAGCCGUCCGCGCCGCUCCGUCCGAGCCCAUCUUUUUGCAGACGAAGACGGCGCAAUGGAUUGCCGGUUGCUUCGUCUGGGCGGCGCUCUUUCUGACAUGCCAGCAGAUUUAUCAUCAUCUGCGGUGGUACACAAAUCCGGCCGAGCAACGUUGGAUAGUUAGGAUUUUAUUCAUCGUUCCCAUUUAUGGUACAUAUUCGUGGAUAAGUUUGCUUUUCUUCAAUUCGGAGAGCUACUAUGUGUACUUCUUCACUGUGCGCGACUGUUAUGAAGCCUUUGUAAUUUAUAACUUCCUGUCGUUAUGCUACGAGUAUCUUGGCGGUGAGGGCAACAUUAUGUCCGAGAUCCGCGGCAAACCAAUCAAAUCCAGCUGCAUUUACGGAACCUGCUGUCUCACUGGAAAGACAUACACUAUCGGGUUUCUGCGUUUUUGUAAACAAGCCACACUGCAAUUCUGUCUGGUGAAACCACUGAUGGCGUUCGUCAUUAUUUUCCUGCAAGCAUUCGGUCAUUAUCAUGAUGGCGAUUGGAGUCCGGAUGGUGGUUACCUGUAUACGACCAUCAUUUACAAUAUUUCUAUAUCGCUGGCGCUUUAUGGCUUAUUCCUGUUCUACUUUGCCACGCGAGAUUUACUGACGCCAUUUGAGCCAGUCCUGAAGUUCUGCACCGUAAAAUCGGUCAUUUUCUUAUCUUUUUGGCAAGGCGUCGGCCUUGCAAUGCUUGAAAAGGCUGAGGUGAUCUCGCCGAUCAUCGAUAGCAACGGCACUAGGACAUCAGCCGGUACCGUCUCAGCCGGCUAUCAGAAUUUCCUUAUUUGCAUCGAAAUGUUUGCGGCGGCCGUCGCCCUGCGCUACGCCUUCCCGCAUCGGGUGUACGUCCAGGGAUGCAUUACGGAUUCACAGGGUAGAUCCGUUACGAUGCAGAGCAUUUCGAGUAGCUUAAAGGAAACAAUGAAUCCUAGAGACAUUAUGACAGACGCCAUUCACAACUUCCAUCCACAAUAUCAGCAGUAUACACAAUACAGUUCGGGUGGGAAGAAUUCGCGCGGGCAGCGAAUAUCUACUUUUGAUCCUGACGACCCGAUGAGUCCCACUGGCGGCGUCGUACCUGCGACAUACAACAGCGUAGACACAUCCAGCAUGACGCCACUUCCGAGCAAAGUGUCCACUAUCUCGCCGGCCAAUUACACGGAGAAGACGAUGCUUCUUAGCUCUGAUGAAGAGAAUUAAUCGAAACGCAUUCACAUUAGCGCAAGCCUACUACGAUUUCAUGACAAAAUUAUAUUAUAUUAACAAAUAUUAACAAUUAACUAAACCCGUAAAUUAUUAUCAAUGCAGUAAUCACCACAAGACUGCCGUGCUAAUUAAUCAACUACUAUAAGUAUAAGUGGAGUGAUGAAAUGCAUGAACAAAAUCUAAAUACGUGUACAUUUACCUCUAUACAAGUUGUUUCAUGUUAUAUUUAUCAUUUUCUUGUUUUAUUGAAAAGAUAUUGACGGAUGCUAUUAGAUCGGCAAAUUAUUUAUCAUAAUUAAUCGAGAAAUAUUUUUCUACAGAUAGUUUAUAUAUUCACACAUUCCAAUCCAUUGUACUGAUGCUUUCUUAUGAUUUCCAUGAUGUUUGUUUGUUAGUUGUACUUAAUUUUGGAGAGACAGGUAUAAUUUUGUUGAAAGCAUACAUAUAUUUGUUAAUUUUUAAAUUGUAAUGAAGUACGUAUUAUCAAAUAUUCCUAUUUUAAUGGUGACGAUGUGAUAGUGUAGUUUAAUUAUGAAUGGAUCAUUGUGCAAUUGUAAAAAUCAAAACGAUAUAUUGUUGUACCUGUAUCAAUUUCAGUUAAAGUAACUACUUGUUGGUUUCCAAUUAAAUUUUGUAUUUUAGCCAAAGAUUAUCGAUAAGUAUUGCAAUCAGUAGAUAUUUUUUUAUAUGAUGUAUGAUUGCUUUAACGUUUAAAUUAAAUAUACAAAUUACCGUUUAUUUCCGUAAAA
This is a messenger RNA of Dalotia coriaria, 2372 nucleotides long. RefSeq names its product Transmembrane endosomal protein (gene Tmep). Gene Ontology annotation, biological process: transport. NCBI's taxonomy places the organism in Eukaryota, Metazoa, Arthropoda, Insecta, Coleoptera, Staphylinidae. The record is from RefSeq and is a predicted model, not a curated record. Gene Ontology annotation, molecular function: transporter activity. The coding region runs from base 286 to 1617 and encodes 443 amino acids. Gene Ontology annotation, cellular component: membrane. The transcript has 8 exons.